AUGGCGGAGUCGGUGAUGGUGUAUGCGAGCCAUGGAUCGUCAGACGCUCGACACACAGCCUUGGAGAUGCACGCCAUCCGCAUGAUCAUCGAGCGAGAAGCAUGCUUGGAAGCACUGGAGCAGCUCGCGGACGAGUUUGCGUCGAUCCAGACCAAGAAGGCCCGGCCGUGGAAGCUCGUCCAGAACCUCACGCGCCAGUACCGCAAGGCCAGCGUCGCGGCCGUGGAAGGGAUCCGCAAGUGGCAGGUCGGCAUCGGCACCCCCGACGCGGUGUUCCUCUGGAAACAGACCAACUACCUUCGCAAGAUGUGCACGGACACGGCCUUCUUCAUGACGGCGCGGGAAAUGUGGAAAGACAUUUCAGUCCCAUUAGCAAACAACCCGCUCCUGGCGCCGAUCUCGCUGACGGACCCGCUGCUGCAUGAAGACGACGUGGCGCUCCUCGAAGGACUUCGACGGGCAGAGAAGAAGAUGGACGACGAGCAGGGGAAAGGUGCAGGUGUGGAGGUAGAACGCCUCUGUGCUGCGAUGCAAUCGCUCUUUGCCGAGCUUCAGCACGUGCAUGUGGUUGAUCGGCCGUCGUCCGCCGCGCCUUUGGCGGCGACAUCAGUGAAGAAACCGGUUACCAGGGAUGAGAGCACUCUGGACACUACAUCCGCGACCAUGCAGCGCCAUCUCGACCAUGCACGGCAAGUGCUCGUGACGAUGGAAGGGCGACGGAAGGAACUCGUGGAACAGAUGCAGAUCGUCCAGAACAAGAUGGAUAAUGCAUCGACGAUGGCGCCGAGCAAGGCAAGGGCGCUACAGACCAAGUACGGUGCAUGGAACAACGAGCUCAAGGGACUCAUGGGUGACAUGUUUAAGCGGCGGAACGAGCUCAUGCGGCAGGAAGCAGCGUUCAAGAUGCACACGGCCAAGAUGAAACCCAAAGCACCUGCUUUGAUUGACAAGGAUCUGCAGGACGCAGUGGAAGCGGAUCGCUUGGCGCGGGACAAGCGGCUGGCGUCCCUGCAACCUUCUUCCAAGCAACAACUCUCCAGCAUGACCGAGGCAGACGUGUACGACCUCAUCAAAGCGCUCGGCCUCGAGUCUGCCGCCGAGAAGCUGCGGAGCAUGGGCAUCGACGGAGGCCUCCUCGCAGUGAGCACCGACGAUGACCUCAUCGAAGUGGGCGUGGCCAUCCGACUCCACCGCGUCAAGAUCCUCCGACACGUGCAAUCCCUGCUUCAAUGA
This is a messenger RNA of Aphanomyces astaci, 1233 nucleotides long. RefSeq lists its product as hypothetical. The record is from RefSeq and is a predicted model, not a curated record. Gene Ontology annotation, molecular function: protein binding. NCBI's taxonomy places the organism in Eukaryota, Oomycota, Saprolegniomycetes, Saprolegniales, Verrucalvaceae. The transcript has 2 exons. Bases 1 to 1233 code for a protein of 410 amino acids.